Anopheles funestus (African malaria mosquito) is the source of this 2490-nucleotide messenger RNA. Its product is annotated as paired box protein Pax-6-like. The coding region runs from base 30 to 1745 and encodes 571 amino acids. Gene Ontology annotation, biological process: anatomical structure development; regulation of transcription by RNA polymerase II. NCBI's taxonomy places the organism in Eukaryota, Metazoa, Arthropoda, Insecta, Diptera, Culicidae. The transcript has 6 exons. The record is from RefSeq and is a predicted model, not a curated record. Gene Ontology annotation, molecular function: DNA-binding transcription factor activity, RNA polymerase II-specific; RNA polymerase II cis-regulatory region sequence-specific DNA binding.
AGUGUACAGUUUGGUGUGGAUUUGAUUUAAUGGCUCUGAUACACGCAAGCAUGGAAUACAAAAACGAAGGCCACAGCGGCGUCAAUCAGCUGGGAGGUAUAUUCGUUGGCGGUAGACCUCUGCCUGAUUCCACACGCCAACGCAUCGUGGAGCUGGCCCAUGCCGGUGCCCGACCAUGUGAUAUUUCGCGCAUCCUUCAGGUGUCUAAUGGAUGCGUCAGCAAAAUUCUCGGCCGGUACUAUGAAACCGGUAGCAUCCGGCCGCGGGCAAUCGGUGGAUCGAAGCCGCGCGUGGCAACGCCGGAAGUGGUGAACAAGAUUUCACAAUUCAAAAACAACUGCCCGAACAUUUUCGCCUGGGAGAUCCGGGACAAGCUACUGAACGAACGUAUCUGUACGCCGGAGAACAUACCCAGCGUUUCCUCCAUCAAUCGGGUACUGCGCAAUCUGGCCGCCCAGAAAGAGUUCAGCAAGAAGCCGCACGCAUCGGACACACUCGGCGACGAGGUCGGUAGCUAUCUUCAGGGGAAAUCGCUCAAUGAUGCAUCCUUCCUGCACUACAAGUACGGUGAUAGUUGCCGCUCCAUGCAGGGUGCGGAGUCCGUGCUGCGCAUCAACGAUACGUACAGCCGAGCUGGCGGUGGUGGUGUUGGUGGUGGCGGUGGUGGUGGUGGAGGAGGCGGUGGCGGCGGUACGGACCCGACCGAUGUCAAACCGAUCGCGGACGACGGGAAGAACCCAUUCGCUAAACACUGCUUUACCAACCUAGAUGCGGGAGUGCCCGGUACGGGGGCGGGCACGGGGACAGGGCCGGGCGGGCAGGGCACGAAGCAGGUCUUCGUCGAUAAUGAUACCGAGCGGUUAAGCUUGAAGCGAAAAUUGCAACGCAACCGUACGUCCUUCACCGUCGAUCAGAUCGAAUUUCUUGAGAAGGAGUUUGAGCGGACGCACUAUCCGGAUGUGUUUUCCCGUGAACGAUUGUCUUCCAAAACCAACCUGCCGGAAGCGAGAAUACAGGUUUGGUUCUCUAACCGACGGGCCAAAUGGCGCCGGGAGGAAAAACAACGGUCCCAGGCGGUGUCCGAGGGCAGUUCGUCGGCAGCGGCCGCAGCGGCGGCAGCAGCAGCAGCAGCCGCGGCCGUCGCCGUACAGAACGCAUCCAUCUCUUCCUGCUCCCUGAACCUUAGCGCACCGCUCGUUUCGCACGUGUACGACUCGAACAUGUGCGUGGAAGAUUCGAACAGCAACUACCUGAGCAAAACGUACCCGCUGGAACCGUCGUUCCAGAAUUUGGACGCACUGAAGUCACCACCUGCUCCGAACCAUUCGGCCGCACCGCAACAGAUCUCACCGGCCGCCAUGUCCUUCAAGCUGUCCUUUCCGAACGCCAACCCGAAUGCCGGUGGUGCUGGUGCGGUCGGUCCGAAUGGUGGCGGGGGUGGUGGUGGUGGUGGUGGCGCUGGUUCGGCCGGGCCGGACGGUUCGACCGCGAACCUGAUGGGUACGGUACCCACCCUCGGCAGCAAUGCCGGAUUCCCGCACGCAUCUACCUCAGACGACAAGUCGCUGUACAACCAUUUCGCCUACUCGGCCGCCGCCAACAUGCAUCACAGCUAUUCGGCCGCAGCGGCGGCCGCCGUCGAUCAGUCCUACAACGGGAUGUACCUGAAGAACCAGCUGUACAACCUGCCGACCAAUGCCGGCGUCCUCAGCUUCCAGUCCACGCUCGAGUGGAACAAAAGUUAAUGGCACGGGGCCGCCCUCGAGUCGGCUCCAUCAUCGACCGGUGGCGACCGGUACCAGUAGCGCUACACUUAGGCUACUACUCUUAGCCUGAUUUCAUGACAUACACCAUAACAAAAAACGAGAAAGCGAAAACAGUAGAGCAAACAUGUAAUACAAUUUAACUCGAUGGUGCAUAACGUGGGGAAUGGGUUUGAAUAUAAUAUGACGGUUGGUUGUGUGUCACCUGAUUAAGAAAUGAUAAAAAGAGAUAAUGAGCAAAAGAGAGAGAGGGCGAGUGAUAAAGAGAGAAAAGGCAAAGUUAUGUUACUAAACAAGAAAUGAAUAUAUCAUUGCAAACGAUGCAUUACUGCAUACGAAAUGGCAAACAACGGUAAUCGACACACGUUGCAAACCUAGCGGGAACGGAAAGGAAAGAUGAAAGGAUGGUUGUUGUCUCAUGUUUGACAUAUAAGCUAUUUUUUAUAAAAAUAAACAAACAAACAAAACCUGUGACCAUUUAAAAAAGGUGAACGGAACAGCAAAAUGGAGGAACGGGAAGCAACAGAAAACAAAACAAUAGAAACGCCAAUAAAGUAUUAAAAUGGUCGACGAAAGAGGGAGAGAGAGAGAAAAUAAGAAAUGAACGUAUUAAAACAAAGCACAACAAAAAAUUGAAGAAAAAACCUAUUCAAUACUUUAAAAAAACGGAAUGUACAAUAAAUAGUGAAAUCUUAUUAUUAUUCCUGACGCAAGGCGUCCAAUUGUA